Messenger RNA from Fonsecaea erecta, 1764 nucleotides. RefSeq lists its product as hypothetical. Gene Ontology annotation, biological process: transmembrane transport; metal ion transport. Gene Ontology annotation, cellular component: membrane. Gene Ontology annotation, molecular function: metal ion transmembrane transporter activity. The transcript is spliced from 3 exons. The coding region runs from base 1 to 1764 and encodes 587 amino acids. Lineage: Eukaryota; Fungi; Ascomycota; Eurotiomycetes; Chaetothyriales; Herpotrichiellaceae. The record is from RefSeq and is a predicted model, not a curated record.
AUGAGUGAGUCGACGGAGCCCGUCCACGACGGCGUGGAGGAGUUCGUGGUGGACCCUAUCCGCGUGUCUCUCCUCGCGACCAUCGACGACGAGGACACUGCCUACAGAGACCCAGACAAGACGGACCGGUACUCCCUCUUCGAAGCCAAGACCAUCGACAUAUGGGAAACCGCCAACAGAGGCGCCCAGAUUGUGGAUCGAAGCUAUCCCGUCUCACGCAAACUGCCCCCCGACCUGUUCGAGGCGUAUCACCCAGCGAUACCACGUGGGAGCCGUCUGGCUCUUCGACUCCUGUGCACGCGACCCGCGCUAGGGGCGAAUCAGACAGCCAGACACGACGACACGGGACCCCCGGGGGAUCGACAGAUCAAUUACCUCCCUUUCAUGGCCGCGGACGUGCAGGAACUGGUUCAUCAGUGGGACCUCAACCGCGAAUACACGUGGAUGAGGCUGAACGCGCGGGAAGUGGGCAACUUCCAGCGCAAGACCGUCUGGAGUUUCGACGUCGAGCCGCCCAGGGCAGUACGGAUGGGACUCGUGAUCCAUUUCCCCUUCGUCCUCCGCCCGGCGCGACGAGCCAAAUACCUGACCGAAACCAAGGGCGGGCGCACUGCGUCCCGGCGAUCGUCGCUCAAGUCGACGUACAACCCGCGGCGCGACGACCCAUUUCUGUGGUCGUUUGCCAUGUCGCACUCGCUGCGCGACGGGAAGACGCGCUGCCUGCUCGACGGGCUCACGGACUGGGCGAUCGGCGACGUGUCGCGCCGGCUCCUGAAGGCGUCGCAGCAGUGGUACGUGCACCCGCUGCACGUGCCGGUGAUCCUGCUCGGCAUCUUCUUCGACCACGCCGCGUGGGAGGUCAACCGGCUGUGCGUCGAGGUCGGCCACUUCGAGUUUCUGUCGCGCGACGCCCAGAUUGGCUCGCUCGAGCACUUCGACGCCAUCACCACCCAGCUGCAGUACCUGCGCCGCGACCUCGACUUCCUGCAGUCGCUGGCCAAGUUCCUGCUCGAGACCAUGGACUUUCUCGAAGAGAAGAUCUUCCUGCGCGAGUGGGACAGCAAGGUCGGCCGGGACGACGGCACCGUCACCUCGUACCGGCUCUACGUGCACCAGACGAACCCACACAUGGAGGAGAAGCUGAUGAAUAUCUCGCAUUUGAUCGACAACAACCUGUCGACAUGCCAGUACUUGCAGGCGAGGACGAGUGACGCUCUGGACUUUAUCAAGGGCAAAAUUUCGUUGCGUGACAACGACUCGAACCGCGAAGACGCCGACUCCAACAAGACCAUGUCGUUCCUGCAGAUGAUCUUCCUGCCGGCGACGUUCGUGGCGGCCAUCGUGUCGAUGAACUUCUUCGACCUGACAGUCUCGCCGCCCCGCGUCAGCGGCUACAUCUGGAUCUUCUGGCUUGUCAGCCUCGGCCUCACCGGCCUCGUGCUGGCCAUCUACUUCUUCUGGCGCUGGAAGGGCAAGGUCAAGGCCGAGGAGGAGCGGAGGGAGGCCCGCAGGCGCGAGAAGAUGCUGGGCUGGGAGGAGGGGGGAGGCGGGGAGAAUGCCUACGGCACGGGCAGUGAGCCGGACAGUGACGCUGAGGGUGGUGGUGGCGGUGGUGGAAAGAGAAGGAGGACCCGGAGGAGUCGAAGACGCGGGAGGGGGAGGAGGGGGAAGAGAACGAUCAGCGACGACAGCGCAAAUGAUGGUGAGAGGCGUACGGCUCCUGGCCAGGCGAAGAAAAAGGAGAAGCCAGAGUUGGUCAUGUAG